Messenger RNA from Dermochelys coriacea (leatherback sea turtle), 8387 nucleotides. It is a transcript of the gene TDRD1, whose product is annotated as tudor domain containing 1. Lineage: Eukaryota; Metazoa; Chordata; Testudines; Dermochelyidae. Bases 173 to 3736 code for a protein of 1187 amino acids. The record is from RefSeq and is a predicted model, not a curated record. The transcript is spliced from 27 exons.
GACCCGGCCUGGCUAACGGUCGGCGCGCUGCGUAGGCCCGGCCCUGCCCGGGGCGAGGAGAGACGCUAACUUUCCAGAACAGUUCACUUUUGAUCUGAGUCCAAAUGUGCAGAACUUUCUCUCCAAGGAUUUCUAACAGGUUUUUGUAAUUACAAAAUAGUAAUUUUGUAGGAUGUCAGGGAAAGAUUUGGGUGUGGAUGUUUACAAGAUGAACCGACGAUAUCAUAUAAAGAGCAAGGAAACCAAAGCCCCAAAUGAAUCCUUAAGAAGCCCUCGCACCUAUCCCAACUUCUGGUUGAAAAGCCCUGAUCUUGGAGGUAGAACUUCUGGAUUAUCCAACAAAAACUUCUUAUUUUGUGAGAAAACUAAACAGUUCUUUACUAGUUGUGAGAAUGGUUCAGGAGAUGCUAGCUCUCAUUGCAAGAGUGGAGUGGCGAAUGACUUUAACAAAGAAGAGUUUGGAUCAAAGAUGAGCGAGGGUACACUAACAGGAAACUCUGUGGAAAGCAUAAGUGGUAGAAGUAGUUUGCUGUUAACACCUUCAACUAAGGAGGAAAAUGCUGUUGCUGGUCCAAACUUAAUCCAGAGCUCCAGUUCUGACUUGCUUCACACAAAGCAGAAGAAGAUACAGAAUUCCCCUGAGAAUAUUUUAUCUAUAAGCUACGAUUCAAAACUAUUUAAUUCGUUAAUGCCAUCACCUCGGAUGACUACUUGCCAUCAUUGCGGUCUGUAUGGAGACUUGAGAUGUUCUCAAUGUAAACAGACAUAUUAUUGUUCUACAGACUGCCAGAAGAAAGAUUGGUCUGCACAUAGUAUUGUAUGCAAGCCAAUUAAACAAAAUUUAAAGAAAAGUGAAGAUAAUGUCAAGUUGCCUGGUGAAAUUAAGAAUAAAAUUGAUUUUAAGGGCAGUUUAUCUCCUGUUGAUGCACACAAGAUAGAAGAUGACAUCAAGAAAAUAAUGCUUUCUGAUCUGCAAAAUCUAGGGCUCAAAAAAGCUAUGGAAAUACAGGGUACGGUCACAGAAUUCAGGAACCCAAGUGAAUUUUAUAUACAGGUCUAUUCUCCAGAAGUUUUAGAACAUAUCAGCAAACUUACUGUGAAACUAAAAGAUUGUUAUGCAAAUAUUGUUAACCAAGAGGAAUAUAUUCCUAUCGAAGGGGAAGUUUGUGUUGCAAAAUAUUCUCUGGAUCAGACCUGGAACAGAGUACUGGUAAAAAAGGUGGAUAUCUUGCAGAAGAAAGCACAAGUGUUAUAUAUCGAUUAUGGCAAUGGAGAAAAUGUUCCACUAGAUUGGAUUAAACCACUCCACAAAGACAUGGAACUGUUUCCUCCCUGUGCCAUUAAGUGUUGUGUUGCUAAUGUUGUUCCAAAACAAGGAGAAUGGAACAAAGACUGUGCUAACAUUAUUACUCCUCUGCUCAUGGGACAGUACUGUUCGGUGACUGUUGUUGACCUAUUACAGGAGGAGAUGAUGACUUGUUUCGCUGUAGAUGUUGUCCUGCCAGGUUCUGGGAAACACCUAGAUAAAAUACUUCUCGAAAUUGGGCAUGAAUUGAGUCCAAAGAGGAAAGAAACUAAGAAAAUGAACCCAGAUACAGGUACUAUGUUACAAAAGGAUUCUGAGGGAGAAAGAGAAAAAACAGCUGAAGAUGAAAAACUGGUUCACAAUAGUGAUUUAGCCAUAAAGGUUUUUUCCGUAUCCGUGGGAGAUACAUUUUCUGGUGUAGUUGCCCAUAUUCAAACACCAGAAGAUUUUUUCUGUCAGCAGAUGCAUAAUGGCCGCCAGCUUGCUGAGCUUCAAGUAUCCUUGGGUGAAUACUGUAACAAAAUCCCCACUAUCCCAAAUUUCUGUCCAGCUGCUGGAGAUGUCUGUUGUGCCCAGUUCACAGAAGACAAUCAGUGGUAUCGUGCCUCUGUUCUAGCAUAUACCUCUGAAGAUACUGCUUUAGUGGGCUACAUAGAUUAUGGUAACUUUGAAGUUCUCCAAGUGGCUAGACUUCGCCCUAUGAUCCCAAAAUUAUUGGAGUUGCCAGUGCAAGCUAUAAAGUGUACGCUAGCAGGUGUGAAGCCCCCAUCAGGAGCCUGGUCCUUGGAAGCUAUCUCUCUGAUGAAACAACUAGUGCAAAAUAAAAUGAUCACUAUCAGAGUGGUGGACAAAAAGGAGAAUAGCUCUGUUGUAGAGAUUGCAGAUGAAUCUGUUACUCCAAUAAUUAAUGUAUCUAAACAUCUUUUAGAAUCAGGUUAUGCAGUGAAAGAUUCCAAGGAUGUCUUGACAAUAAAUGAAACUGUUAACACUGUGAAGGAAGUAAGUGCUGUAGGAGAAGCAAUAAAUAAAAUGGAUUGUACAUGGGUUAAGCUGACUCUUAAACAGAUAUUAAAUGUCAUGCUGUGUACAGUGAACAAUCCGGGAGACUUCUUCUGUCAGAUCUUCAAAGAUGAUGACUUACUUGCUCUAAAUGUACUCAACAAGUCAUUGGCAGAAUACUGCCAGCAGAUUUCAACUAGUGUUUUCAAGCCUUCAAAGGGAGAACCUUGCUGUGCUUUUUUCUCUGGUGAUGGUAACUGGUACCGUGCUUUGGUAAAAAAAGUCUCUUCAGAUGUAGCUAUUAAAGUGCAAUUUGUGGAUUAUGGAAAUGUUGAGACCGUAACUCCAGAUAAACUUCGACAGAUCUCAUCAACAUUCCUAAAACUUCCAUUUCAAGGAAUUAGAUGUUGGUUAUCAGGUGUAAAGCCUGUUAACAAGGAAUGGCUCCCAGAAGCCACAGCAAGAUUUCAGAUGUGCACUGCAGGAAUUAAACUUCAAGCCAGAGUAGUUGCUUUCAACAGAAGUGGUGCUGGAAUAGAGCUCAUUGAUAAUUCCACAGGUUGUCCAAGAAUAAUCAGUGAAAUUUUAAUUAGUGAAAAAUUGGCUUUAAAGGAAGGUCUGCCAAAUAAAGAUGGGCUACCAAAUACAUCUGCUGAAAAAAUAGAGCCUCAAGAAACCUCUUCUGAACAGUGGCAGACAGUAGAAUUGCCUGUCAAUGAAACUGUGUCAGUCCGUGUAAUGGAAGUGAUAAGCCCAGACUUGUUUUAUGCUCUACCAAGUGAAACCAGAGUAGAUCAAGAGAAGUUGCGUAGGUUGAUGAUUGAACUGGUAGAAUAUUGCGACACUCAGAACAGUCAUUCCUUCAGACCAAAAGUUGGUGAAGCCUGUUGUGCCAAGUUUGCAGGGGAUGGCCAUUGGUACAGAGCUAUUGUUCUGGGAGUUUCUCAGUCUGAGGUGAAGGUAGCAUAUGCAGACUAUGGAAACACCGAAACUCUACCAUUCUCUAGAGUGCUGCCGAUCACUGCACGUUAUUUGAAGCUCCCUUUUCAGAUAAUUAAGUGUUCGCUUGCAGGAAUCAAGGAAUGGUCUCCAUUAAUAAUAGAUUUGCUAAAAACAUUAAUACUGAAUAAGUGUGUCAUGAUCACAGUAAAAGGGAUCAAUGAGAAUAUUCAUGCAGUAUCUGUGGAGAAGUGUUUUGAAAACAGCAGUCUAAGUAUAGCCGACAAAUUAGUAAUGGAAGGUUUAGCCAAAUAUAGCAACUCUGGAAAUCAAAGUAUUCUACACCAAGUAGCCCAUGCAAAUGAGGCUAGUUGCUGUUGCACAGAAUUAAAAAAGCAAAUUGAAAAACAUGAACAGAUCCUCAUCUUUCUUUUAAAUAAACAUGUGGCUCAAGAUAAGUGUAGUGAAAUGAAAAAAUUAUUACAACAUUAAAUCUUUUAGGCAUGAUGUGUGUUAUAUGCUUAGUUAGACCUGUAACAUUGUGUUGCCAAUGUUAAUGCAAUUGCUGCUGCUCACUGCUCUUAUUCCUAGAAUAGUGGCUGUGUUCAGGAGCAAAAAAGCUUGAUUUCUUUUGUAGAAAUUGUUUUGCUGUUGAAUGCUGUCUGAAUGUAUCUGUAUAUAUGUGAAAUAAGAAAUUGUACAUUUACGCUAUCUGGAUCAGAGCAAAGCUAGAUGGAGCCAAGUUAAGACGUGACGCCUCUGGCUGUUAGUGCAGUUGUUUUGAACGAAGGCAAUACUUUUUCUUAAGCAACUGUUUUUGUAAGAAAACUCUUCUCUUGCCAACCAAAAGUAUGGUAAGAGAACUUAGUGAAAACUAUUCAGUUUUCAUUUACAAGAGGGAAAAAUUGGAUUUUUGUCUUAGAAAACUCAACUUCAUUUUUACAUUUAAUGUAUAACAAACAUAAAAUUUAAGUUUUGAAAUAAAAAUUCUUGUGAAAUUUUAGGUAAAUGAUCUGUCAUGAAGAAUAACAGUAUAGAUACUACUUUUUUCAUUAGGUCUACUUCAUGUUCUAUGUCUAAUUUAUGGUUAGAUUUGUUUAAAACCAUAUUUUCAACCUUUUAUUUUUCCUUAUUGUUUCCUCCAGCUGCGUGAGGUAAUAUGAACAACCAAACUUGAUUUUUAAUUGGCAUGUAAGGUAUCUCUCUUACCUUCAAAAUCGUCCCUUUUUUUCAGAUUGUUAUUCAGCAGUUCGGUCAGGCAUUGUUUAGUGGUUAGAGCAAGGAAUGGGCUCUCAGAACUCUUGAGUUCCGCAUCAGACUUUGCCACUAAAUUUAGACAAGUCACUUAACCUCUCCCGCUGUUUAUGCAACUUUAUUUUAUUAAUGGAUAAAGUUUCUGUAUAUGCUCAGAUGCUGUAUCAGUGCAUAUUUACUCCCUUCAUUUGAAAGCAUAUAUCACAUUCACAAUUUGGCACUUUUAUUGACAGUCUCAGCAGAUAAACCAGAGGUCCAUAUACAUGGAGAUUGAAUUGCUCUCAACUUUAGAGUUAGUUUCCAUGUUUGUUUAGAAACAUGGAAAUGUGUGUUUCCAUUGGUCAUGUGCAUCUGUUUUGUAGAGACGUAAGGACUUCAGUUUAGAGUGCUGCCAAUCUGAUACUUUUCAAGAGCACUGCAGUUGACGUGAAGGAGUUGGAAUUUUUAAACUGUUGCUUUGCUUGUGCCACCAGACUUAGUUCUCAUUCUCAAUCAAAAACUGAUUUGCCUUAAAAUAGGGGAUUUUUUAAAAUCAUUUUGUGCAUGGCAGUAAACUGUUGCUUACCUUUUGUAAAUUCAGGAUGUCUAUGAAAAGAGUCGGUGUAGUCCCAAUCCACCAAGUCUAUUAGAAACCUGUUCCUUUAACACACCUCAAUGUAAAAACUCUUGGUGAAUGGUGAAUCGGCAGUGUUUUUUCCCUAAGCACAGGGUGACUCUUUCACUCAGAAAUAAAUUCCAUUUGAACAGCUAUCAUAUCCAGUCAGACAAUUGGCUUUUAUUUGAAACUGCUUCAUAGCAUUCUCCUUUGCUGGUGUAAGAUAUGGAAAACAUACCCUAGGCUUCCCCCCUCUGUAGUGGGGUGUUUUUUUUUUUUUUUUUUUGAGUGACAUACUUAUAUGGACCAACUGACUGACAGAACUGGAUUCUAUUUUAAUGACAUUAACAUACUCAAUGCAUUUUUGCAUUGUACUGUUACCACUUACAGCUCCCCUGUCUUCCUCUAAAAACAUUUGGCUUCUGGUUAUGAGACUCUGAUGAGUAUGAUAUGACCUGCAAAAUCCAAAAUAUGGCCAAGAAAAUAACUCGCUAUUGAUGUUCAGAUGAGUAAGAAGAUGGUACAAUAUAGCCUCACAAAAAAAUCCUUUGGAAGCCAAAGUUAGUAUGUAGCACUUUACAAACAUUCAGAACCAAAUGUGUUACAGCUGAACUAUUAAUUGUCAAUAAAAAGUUCAGCUUCAGAGAAGUUCAACAUAAGUGUUUGGAGAUUAAUUAAAAGGCUUUUUUACAGCCAAGACACAAGUUUGCUUCCUAUAUUUUUUGCUGCAACAGCUAUUGACCUCACCAAUAACAAAAACAGAGGGGAGCAACAGUUCCUGUAUGGCAUUAAGGACAAAUUCUGUGUCUGUACAUGGUUCCCAUUUAUGUCAAUAGGAAGUGGUGUACGCAUGUGUGAGCUGAAGUUGUUUUUAGAUCUUGGUGGAUAAGUAAAGAAGGAAACCAUUUUCUUAAUGUGUUAAGAUCUUUGGUUUUAACAUCUUCUCAGAAGCAUGACCAUAUUCCUAACUAACCUCAAUGUCCUGAGGCACCUGAAAUAGCCCAUAGACAGGGACCCUAUCCCAAGAAUUAACAUUCUCUGUCUCCCAAUCCCCCUGUGUUAAUGACUCCCACUUCAAUUAGUGGCAUCUGUACUAUCUGGUUAUCUCUGGUAUCCCAACUCUGUGCCUAUGUGGGGUUAUUGGGAUCACCUUUGCUAGACUUUCCUCUGAGAUAAGCUCCCAACCUAUUAGACAGUUGUAAGUUAGCCUGUAACAGAUGUGAAAAGCUGUUGAUCUCUGAGGCAGCCAAGCUAACCCAGCAACUCCGGACCCUCCCCCCAAUACCAUGGGUCCCCAUGUGUCCCCCAGACCGCCCUCCCAAACUCUGUGGCUAAAUCCGUUGCCCUACAAGUUUCAGUAGCUAAAGCCCUGGGGAGCUGCAGAAAGUGGCUGCUCCCCAGUAUCUUGUUUUUACCCUCAGUAGGGAGCAGUAGGCCAUAUCCACAUGCCAUGCCACUCUCCCCUCUAAGAUCCCCAAAUGCAGCAUUGUAGGAAGAGUGGUUAAAAUUACCAUUCCCAUAUCUACUAUCCUGGGCGUCCCGUUUCCCACACUGGAAGGCCCUGAAUGCAGCACACUGCUGUCCCCAGCCAUGCCCGUUGAGCUUCUCUCCCUUGAAUUCUCCUACCCUUCAACCACCCCUUGGUGUCAGUCCAACUCACCAAUAGUGACUCUGUUUCUUGCAGUUGUAAUGCUCUGCUUCUUGGGUCCUAGAGAUUGUUCAUCCCCCUGGUCUGGUUCUACUUGUCCUGUAAGCACCCUGUAACCUUAGAAUUGCUACAGAAAGAACUUCUGCUGCAACAGUGUGCCUAGCUUCAAAUUAAUUCUUGGCCUGCUUCCCCAGUCUUCAAUGCUUGUUCCCUGAACCAGCAGUGUUCUUCCUCCCCCCUGCCCCCCCCGGCUACUCAUGGGACGAAAGGAUCCCCAGAGGAUUCCUCUGGUCCAUGCUGCCCACAGGAGCACAGAUGGGGGCCCCACUGUCCCCCCUCUCGAUUGGGCCCUACUUGCAGGGAAAGAGGGAAACCUCUUCUCCUUCGCCCCCCCCCCCCGAUCUCACCCUUCUAUUACGCAGAGCCGGCUUUUAGCAAAUGAAGAUGUUGCUGAUGCUGCCAGCCCAAUCCUGGUAAAGAGGGGCCUCUCCAUGGUUGCAUGGGGUAUAAAUACCCCACAAAACCUCACUUUUCCAGUCAGCAGAAAGAGUGAGCAUUGACCUUGUCCUGACCUAGCUCCAACGGCUUCCUGCCCUUCUGAUCUAUCCCUGUACACUUCCCCUUCUCCCCAUCUGCUGCAAUGGAGAGCUUAAAUAGGCAGUGCCCUUUUUCACCAACUAGCUAGAUGAAGACCCGCUUGCAUAAAGAUUGCAGUGGAUACAUGAGUUCUAACAUCUUCUCAGAAGUGAACAAAACUUCAGCUAACUUCAGAAAAUACUUUGCACUUAUGUAGCACUUUUCAUCCAAUGAUAUUAAACGACUUUACAAAGAUGGUGGAUAGGCAUUAUUUCCAUUUUAUAGAUGGGAAACUGAUAUACAGAGAAGUUGUAACUUGCCCAAGAUCACACAGCCACUCUGUGGCAAAAUUAGGGCUAGAACCCAGAUCUCCUGACUUAUGCUUGUGUUCUAACCACUACUUCCCUCCUACUACAGAUAAGACAUGCUAGACCAUUCUGUUCAGAUUUACAAUGCCCACUCCCUUUUUCAACCUUUUUGUUCGUUUAACAAUCUGAACAUCUGUUAGUUUAUAUUUUCUCACGCAUGUUACAGGCCUUCCAGUACUGUGAGGUCCCUCUAGCACUGUAGUUUUUGUUUUUCUAUUUCUCUUUUGUCUAGUACAAAGAUAACGGCAAGUUAAUUUUGAAAUGUAUGGGACUGUAUACAGAGAGACUGUACAAUUAAUACUGAAUAUAUGAGUUUUGAAUUACAAUCUUUCCUCAUAAUUGGUUCUGUUCCAGUGCUUUUUUAUGUAAAAUCCCACUUGCUGAAGCAUCAUAGUUUUAUCCAUGAAGACUUUUCAAAGUUUGGAAACGGUCUUUUUUCCCCCUUUCAUGAUUGUGUGGCACCAAUGGGAACUUAAGCUUGUUCCUCGCAUGAUUUUGUAUUUAUUGAGCUGCUGGAUGCAGAUAAUAUGUAAGCAUGGUGUGAAAGAAUUGUACAUUUCAAGCAGUUGUAACCUUGUUUAAACUUUGCUCGGCUUUAAAUUUGAGGAUGCUACUUUUUUGUUGUAUUUCAAAGACCAAUCUUGAAACACUGCACAUGCUCUGUAUGUUACCAGGAGUAAUAAAGCUAUUUCAUGGUCUAGA